This is a messenger RNA of Schistosoma spindalis, 2255 nucleotides long. NCBI's taxonomy places the organism in Eukaryota, Metazoa, Platyhelminthes, Trematoda, Strigeidida, Schistosomatidae. The record is from the annotation of a GenBank genome assembly.
GAAUAUGUUUACAUUUCAAUAUCUUUCAAGUUAUUUUCUUUUUCCAUUAUUCUUUGUAUCUUCAUCAAAAAUCUUUAUGUACAUAUAUAUAUGGAAUGAAUAAUUUAUUCUUUUUGAUCAAAAUUCAAUGUAACUAUAUAAACUUUAUUUAGAUAUAUAUGAAUAUUGAUGUCAGACUCACGAAAGAUAAAAUCUUGAGUGCUGUUAGAGGUAUAAGGGCGGUUAUCACUUCCCGGUUGCCCACAACGUGGAAGGAUCCUUCUGGCGGUACCUAAAAAGGAAAUUGGAUUAAAGGUGGUCUUAGUGACCUGAGAGCGUGACCGAAAUCCCCAAGAGACAACUGUUUGAGGUCAGUCACACACGACCUUUAUGUGAUAAAUUUUCGUGUUUGCUCCGUAGCUUUUGAGACCUUACCGCCGGAGACGGAUAUCAGUGGGAUAAGGCGAGGUGUGCAUUUUUAUGGUCGACGUCUUCUAACCCUACCCCUAAUUGUGGGAAAGCAGAAUCGCUGUUAUUCUGGUUGUCUGAAGGAAACAUCUUACUGUCGUCACACCUCUGUACAGUCAGCAUUAUGAUUUCACCUUCGGAUAUUGGGUUUGCUGCGUUUAUUCUUUCCGUUCUUCAACCGACCUAUCUCGCGUUGUAGGACCUUGAGGAACGAUUGUUCCAGCCAGUACAACUCGUUUGAUUCAUCAUAACAGACCAGCUCGAUCAUCAUGUCAAGGAAACAUCAACGGAUGGGAUGAAAGAUAAAAUCAUGAUAACUUACAUACACAUGAUGAACUAUUAAAUUUCUAGAGAGUUAGAAAUCAUACUCAUCAUUAUCCAUAUUGAAUUAUUACUGUAUCACAACCAAAAUACUUAGAACAAUUUGAAGAUGAAAUAGCUAAAUGAAAUUAUUUAAACUGUCAUUAACACAUGCACCAGUAAAGUAUCUGGUAGAUAACAUGUAUCCAAAAGUACGAACACAAUCAAUUAUCAUCUAUGGCAUCUAUAAUCAAUGUUAGAGAACUUGUUGAACAAAUGAAACAUCUUCUUCAAGAUUUAAAAGCAUGCCCGGUAACGGAUAAAUUGAUUACUAAUGAAGAGAAUAUUAUACGAUUCCUUAAAGCACGUAGUUGGAAUUUGCAAUCUGCAGAGAAAAUGAUACGUAAAGAUAUACAAUGGCGUCAAGAAUUUCGACCAGAUUUAACAGAUUGUAAAAAUUGUCAUAAUCAACCAGGUACUCAUAGUUUAAGACAGAUAGGAUUUGAUGAAGCUGGGCGUCCAAUUAUAUAUGCAUCAUUUUCUCAAGCUAUUUCAAAUAGAAAUAUGUCAAAUGAUGCAGUAACUCAUUUAAUAUAUACAAUUGAAAAUGCAAUCAAAAGUAUGAAGUCUGGUGUUACACAAUGGGUUUUUGUAAUUGAUUGCACUGGCAUGACUACAACCAGCUGUCAUCCUCGUCUUGGUUACGAAUGUGCCAAAAUAAUGGCUGAUCAUUAUCCAGAGCGCCUUGGUUUAGCAAUGUGUGUUCUUCCAGGACCAGCAUUCAAAGUUGCUUGGCAAGCCAUUAAACCAUUCUUACCACAGACAACAGUAUCAAAAGUUUGCUUUAUUAGAAGUAAAUCAAAAAUAUGUUCAACCUUUGAACAAUACUUCUCACCAGAAACGUGUAACUGGUUAAUAACUGAAGUAAAAUUCAAUAGAUCAAGACAGACAACAACCAAAUACCGACCAUUUUGGUUACCUCCAAAAGAUUCCGAUGAUAAACAUGAUCCUAGAGGUGAUCCAAUAUAUGUUCGUGAUUGGCUUGUAUUAAAUCAUCCAACUCAACAUUUACCACAUCCAAAUAUUGUUGAUUAUAUGCUUGGAUGUUUAAAUUCACUUAAUUAUGAAAAUGCAUUAUGCUCUAGUCCUCUGGUUGAUAAUACUUAUGAGUUAACAGAAAAGGGAUUUGGUGAUUUUGAAGAACAUGAAAAUGAUAUUGAUGACGAAGAACUUACUAAAAAACUUGCUGCAGAAUUACCAAAAGAAUUUAUGAUUCCUGAAAAUGCAGAAAAGUUAACAUAAACCAUUAUAGUACAUUAGAAUAUUUAUAUUCUGUUAGCUCGUUCUCGUCUUUUUAACACACUUGUCAUUUUAUACCACUAAAAGAUAAUAUACAAACCAAUAAGAGAUGAGUUCUCAGGGUUAGGCAAUGGAAAGUUUUUGGUAAUAUGGUACUUUAUGUCCAUGUAUUCGGUUUAUUUUUAAAAAAAUUUUAUUUUUUAAUUUAA